AAGGAUCUGCCGUCUUGGACCUGGAUGUCUGGAGCUUUGACACGUUUUCUUCCGUGUCCCGGACCGAAGCCUCCAGCUCUCACCUUCCGUGUUGCCCGCGUGCGCAGCGCGCCGCACCGCUCACGCCCCAAAUUUCUCGUGAUCUCAUCGCGCGCAGCAUCCCACCGCCCACCACGCCGACCAUGCCGCCCCCGGCCGCUCCCUCCUCGUACACCAGGUACGAGACGCGCCGCCGCAACCCCAACCCGCGGGAGGCGGCGCUCCUCGUCAUCGACGUGCAGGGCCACUUCGCGUCGCUGGCCGCGCCGGCCAUGCCGGCCAUCGCUGCCACCGUGGCGCUCUGCCGCGGCGCCGGCAUGCCGGUCGUCUACACCCGCCACGUCGACCCGGAGCCCCGGAACCACCCGCUCGCCGAGUGGUGGGCCGGCGACCGCAUCGACGCCGGGACACCCGCCGCCGAGCUGCUCCCCGGGGCCGGCCGCGCCGAGCGCGACCUCGUGGUGGAGAAGAGCACGUACAGCGCGUUCGCCGGCACGGGGCUCGAGGAGGCGCUCCGCGGGAUGGGCGUGGAGGAGGUGGUCGUGGCGGGCGUGAUGACCAACCUGUGCUGCGAGACCACCGCGCGGGACGCGUUCGUGAGGGGCUUCCGGGUGUUCUUCUCGGCCGACGCCACGGCCACGGCCAGCCGCGACCUGCACGAGGCCACCCUCGCCAACAUGGCCUACGGGUUCGCGUACAUCGUCGACUGCAACCGACUGGAGGCGGCACUCCGGAAGGACAAGUGAAGUGCCAACACCUACCUAGCUAGUACUACCUCCGGUCCCUUUGUAUUUUGUGUCAAAUUUUAACUAUAGAUCUAACUAAUAAAAUAGUUAUAUACUCCCUCUGCAAAGAAAUAUAAGAGCGUUUAGAUAAGUAGUUAUCUAAACACUCUUAUAUUUCUUUACGGAGGGAGUACAAAUUAUUAUUGGAUUCGUAUUUGAACAAUUUUUUCAUUUAUAUUGUUUUUUAUGACAUGCAUUAAUAUUUUAUUAAUUUAAUUAAAAUUAAAAUUUAACACAGAAUAAAAAAGGACUAAUAAAUCAUCAUCACGAAGGUAGUAUGCCAUAGUUCACUCUGCCUAAUGCAUGUGCCCGGCGUACUGUUCCUUCAACGUAAUGAAUUUGAUGUUCCAGACUGUUGUCAGUGCCACUCAGAAUCACCACAUUGAUCCGUUUUCGUUUUUUCUUUGGCUUUGGUGGCCUUGCAGAUAUUAUUCAGAAAGUAAAACAGGAAUACAAUUAUCCAAAUAAGAUGUUCAUAUCAUUUGCAGCGACAAAGUGUUGUGCUAUUUAGCUCCCACACUAUCAGUUUGACUUACAUCUAUAUGAACAUAAGGGAUCAUUUCAUCACCAUUGAAACUAUGAGAACUUGCUAUAUAUCACAAUAUGCAGUUGACGAAACUAAAAUUACACAGUGCAGACGAGCAACACAUUUCAGAAUUACCUGUAUUUUGGUUAUUUCGUAAAAAGUUGUAUUUUCCUAAUGCUGUCUUGUGUUGGGAAAUCCAUGCCGCAAACUCACAAUGCACAUUACUAGAUGAAGAGCUGAUCAGAUAUAAUCUACUUUUGGUGUAAUGCAGAAAAGUAUGGUUCUAUCCAAUGUUUCUUUUUUUGCGGGUAGGUUCUAUCCAAUGUUAGCAGGCAGAAUCACUCGCUCAUACUCCGUUUCAGUCUCCUCAGAGCAAGUAUAAUAGGGUCCAGUCAGCUGGCUAUAAGCCACUCCACAUCAUCAAAAUCACAGCUGGAGGAGGGAGAAGGCAAGAAAGAGAAAGAAGCUGGCGCUUCAUCAAUCGCCGGCUCCCAACACAGGAAACAAGAAAAGAAACCUGCAUGCAGGUGUGUGACCUCCUUUCCACCAAUCACGUGUAUCUCUUUUCCUUCCUCCACAUGCAAGCUUUAAGUACUAGUAGCUGGUUUAGAGCCAAUCUAUUAUACUAGUGGGCUUUUAUGUAGACUUUAGGUGACAUGGUAUUGGCAUAUAG
Messenger RNA from Triticum aestivum (bread wheat), 2023 nucleotides. Its product is annotated as nicotinamidase 2-like. Lineage: Eukaryota; Viridiplantae; Streptophyta; Magnoliopsida; Poales; Poaceae. Bases 183 to 785 code for a protein of 200 amino acids. The record is from RefSeq and is a predicted model, not a curated record. The transcript has a single exon.